CUCCCGUCUCUCCUGUGCUCCAUUUCACACACCUACAGUCACACACACAGGAACAGCAGAGAGGACGCAAAACAAGGUGACACCUUCAGCAGCCAUUCAGGCAGACACAGCUUCAUCUGUGACCCCAGAGACUGAGACGUCAUGUCAGGGGACGGUAGCCAGGGAGACACGACCCAGAGUAAUGGAGUCAAAAAUCACAGGUCGGCUCUUCCCGCUGCUAUGUUCUCUCGAAACAAUGCCAGUAUGUGGAGCAUUCUCAAAAAAUGCAUCGGGAUGGAACUGUCGAAAAUCACAAUGCCAGUGAUUUUUAAUGAGCCUUUGAGUUUUCUCCAGAGAUUGACUGAGUACAUGGAACACACAUACCUCAUCCAGAAGGCCAACGCUUCACAAGACUCGAUCCACAGAAUGAAGAGUGUGGCAGCGUUUGCUGUGUCAGCUGUGGCCUCGCAGUGGGAGAGGACCGGCAAACCCUUCAACCCUCUGCUGGGAGAAACCUAUGAGCUGCUCAGAGAGGACCUGGGGUUCAGGUGGAUCUCUGAGCAGGUCAGUCAUCAUCCACCGGUCAGUGCCUUCCACGCCGAGGGCAUAAAGAACGACUUCAUGUUUCAUGGCUCCAUUUAUCCCAAACUCAAGUUCUGGGGAAAGAGUGUGGAGGCCGAACCUCGUGGUAUCAUCACCCUAGAGCUUCCCGUUCACAAUGAAGCCUACACCUGGACCAACCCUACCUGCUGUGUUCAUAACAUUAUCAUGGGACAACUGUGGAUUGAGCAAUAUGGAAAUGUUGAAAUUAUUAAUCAUAAAACUGGGGAAAGAUGUUGUUUGACUUUCAAGUCGUGUGGCAUGUUUGGAAAAGAGUUGCAUAAAGUGGAAGGAUACAUACUUGAUAAAAGUAAAAAAAAGGUCUGUGCUCUCUAUGGCAAGUGGACGGAGUGCUUGUAUUCUGUGGAUCCAGCGACGUUUGAUGCUCACAGGAAGUCUGACGUGAAGCGUUCUGACAGGAAGGGAAGUACACAGAGUAAUAAUGCGGAAGAGGAGCCGGAUGAAAUGCCUCCUCCAGAGACCGAGACUGUGCAGGUCAUUCCAGGAAGUGAGCUCAUCUGGAGGAUAUCACCGCGGCCAGACAACUCGGGAAAAUACUAUGCCUUUACAUCAUUUGCUCUGCAGUUGAAUGAGUUGGAUGCAGAGAUGGAGCGAGUUCUUCCACAAACAGACUGUCGUCUGAGACCUGAUGUCAGAGCCCUGGAGAGCGGACACAUAGAUGUAGCCAGUGCAGAGAAGAACAGACUGGAGGAAAAACAACGCAUGGCUCGGAAAAAUCGCUCCCAAUCAAAUGAAGAAUGGAAAAUAAGGUGGUUUCAUCAGGGGCCGAGCCCUCACACCAAAGCUCCAGAUUGGCUCUACAACGGCAGCUACUGGAACAGGAACUACUCACAACUGCCUGAUAUAUACUGACCUCAAACCACUGCAGACAUCUGGGGGAAUGGAGUACAUGUACAGUACAAACGCCCUACUGUUGAGGAAAUGUGUUGAGUUUAUAUAAAUGCAUCAUAUAUGGUGAUAAACUGACAAAGAUGAUACAGGGCAUCAUGAUGUAAGAUACAAUAGUGUUUCUUGUACAACUCCUUUAAAUAGAUUAGGAU
Rhinichthys klamathensis goyatoka is the source of this 1640-nucleotide messenger RNA. Its product is annotated as oxysterol-binding protein-related protein 1. The transcript has 13 exons. Gene Ontology annotation, cellular component: intracellular membrane-bounded organelle; cytosol; membrane. The record is from RefSeq and is a predicted model, not a curated record. NCBI's taxonomy places the organism in Eukaryota, Metazoa, Chordata, Actinopteri, Cypriniformes, Leuciscidae. Bases 142 to 1452 code for a protein of 436 amino acids. Gene Ontology annotation, molecular function: cholesterol binding.